AAGAAGAGGAGUGAUGAAGGAGAAUGGUCAAGAUAGAGAAAGCAGAAUUGCUGAAACAGCACAAGGGAGCUUGUAAGGAGUCAAGAAGCAAAGCACUGACAAGCCGAGACACAGUGUGAAAAAGGGAGAGCUUGCAGCAGCUUUAUUAUCAUCAGCAGAAGAGUCAGUCAAAUGCAGCCACACCGGGACUCUCACAGAUGAACCGUCACACGUCGCUCGCAGAGAAGUACCAGGAGCCAGCAUCGCAGCAGCACAGGGAAGCUAUAGCAAAAGCUUGAUGGAGGAGAUGAGGAGCAUCGCUGUCACCUGACUCAUUCUGGGAGUCAGCCUCAGCACCUGAGCAGCAUAUCGAGCACUCCCUCUACCAAGGGGUCUGAGGCAGACGAGGGGGAGAGAGCUGCUGAGAUUAUGCGCGAGGCAGCGAGCUCCAGUGGAUUCCCCAUCUUUGGCAACAGCAGCAGCAGCAGCGGGGGUAGUUGGAGGUUUGGCUCUCCAGACGACAACAGAGCCAACUGGAGCUGCAGCAGAACACGCAGCUCCAACUCCAAAGCUAUUUAUUUACCCAGGGAUGAAAGCAGCAUUAACAGCCACGGCGUAAGAGGAACCAGCUGCCAAUGUAGCCACAGUGUUGAAUCUACCUGUAGCAAAAGCAGUGACAGCUGUAGCAAAGCUGGUGCAAAGGAGACCUCAGCAGUGCAGUUUGGUUUAGUAGUAGUAGCAGCAGGGGGGGCAGUGGAUCCGGACACUGAAUGACCAGUGUGGCUCAUGAAGGCCACCUGGAUCCGCUUGCUGAAACGAGCCAAAGGAGGUCGAGUCAAGAGCUCCGAUGCCUGCGGUUCGGCCGACUCUUACACCAGCCGUCCAUCAGACUCCGAUGUUUCCCUUGAGGAGGAUAAGGAGGCGGCCCGCAGAGAGGCAGAGCGACAGGCUCAGGCACAGCUUGACAAAGCCAAGACCAAACCAGUUGCAUUUGCUGUCCGCACAAAUGUCAGCUACAGCCCCAGUCAUGAUGACGAUGUCCCUGUUCCCGGCAUGGCCAUCUCCUUCGAUGCUAAGGACUUCCUCCAUGUCAAAGAGAAAUUCAAUAACGACUGGUGGAUAGGACGUCUGGUGAAAGAAGGCUGUGAAAUUGGUUUCAUACCCAGUCCGGUAAAGCUGGAAAACACUCGCAUCCUCCAGGAGCAGAGAGCCAAACAGGGCAAGUUCUACUCAAGCAAACUGGGAGCAAACUCAUCGUCUAGUUUAGGUGAAGUGGUUCCUAACUCAAGGAAAUCUACUCCUCCUUCAUCUGCUGUUGACAUAGAUGCCACAGGUUUAGACCUUGAAGAAAAUGAGCUCCCAGUCAACCUGCGAUCCCCUAAAGCCAGUCCAAACACUCUUAUAUCACCCCUAGCAAAAGAGAAACGAAUGACCUUCUUUAAGAAGACGGAACACAUUCCUCCAUACGACGUUGUGCCUUCCAUGCGGCCCGUAGUUCUGGUUGGACCGUCUCUGAAGGGCUACGAGGUGACGGACAUGAUGCAAAAAGCACUGUUUGACUUCCUGAAACACAGAUUUGAGGGAAGAAUUUCAAUCACCCGUGUCACGGCCGACAUCUCACUUGCCAAACGCUCGGUCCUGAACAAUCCCAGCAAGCACGCCAUCAUCGAGCGCUCCAACACACGCUCCAACUUGGCUGAAGUCCAAAGUGAGAUCGAGCGGAUUUUUGAACUGGCCCGUACAUUACAGCUGGUUGUUCUGGACGCCGACACUAUCAACCAUCCAUCUCAGCUGGGGAAGACGUCCCUAGCACCCAUAAUUGUCUACGUGAAGAUCACCUCCCCCAAGGUGCUGCAGCGGCUUAUCAAGUCCAGAGGCAAGUCUCAGGCCAAACACCUGAAUGUCCAGAUGGUGGCCGCUGACAAGUUGGCUCAGUGUCCUUCUGAGAUGUUUGAUAUCAUCCUCGAUGAGAACCAGCUGGAAGAUGCAUGUGAGCACAUGGCUGAUUUCCUUGAAGCCUACUGGAGGAGUACUCACCCCACCAGCUCCAGCACCCCUGACCCAGUGCUGACGAAUCUACCUGUUGCGGCCCUGCCCAAUGCUCCGACGCCAGCCUCCGGUGUGCAGGGCAACGGUACAGAGCAGAGAGGAAAAAAGGCGUUAGUGGAGAGGAAGGGGUCCAAAGAAGACAACCAGCAUCAUCAUCACAAGCACCAUCACCACCAUCACCAGAGCCAGGACCAGGCUGACAUAGAGGCUGAGGAAGACAGCAAUGAGGAAGAGAGACCUCUAAGGACAGAGUCCGGCAAGAGACCCCCACACAUCCACCACAGGUCAUCAUCCACCAGGACUGAGCACCACCAUCACCACCACCACCACAGCAGCAGAGCCAGGGGCCUCUCUCGGCAGGAGACUUUGGACUCGGAGCCCCCCGAGAGCCGAGAGAGUCGCGAGAGCAAGGACUCUGCUCGCGUUGAGUCGCGGGCUCCGCUCCGCCACCAGGAUGAGGACGAGGAAGAGGACGACGACGACGACGAUGACGACGACGAGGAGGAAUUAGGGGAGGGGCACCCCCAGCAGCAGCACUAUUACGAGCCGCUGCCCCACCGGGACCACAACCACCAUCAUCACCACCACCAUCACCGCAGCGGGGCAGACGAGGCCGGCCUGGGACAUCACCGCUCAAAAGAGCGCGAACAGGACCACAACGAGCGAAACAAGCAGCGCUCUCACCACCACCACCGCCCAGCACACGACCACCACCACCAUCACUAUGAGCGGGACAGGGAGAAAGAACGAGAGGGGGAGGUGGCUCCCAAAAAGAGAGGUGAAGCAGGUGAGGUUUGGGCUAGAGACUCACACAUCCAUCAGUGACAGACCAAAGCCCUGCUGAAGCCCCUCUGAACUCUUCAUUCCUCCAUCAUGCUGCUAAACCCAGAAGCAUCCCGUUUCUCUCCCCUUCUUUGUAAAUGCUCUCACAUCUUUUACAGAAUUUUGAUUACAUAGAUAUAAAUAUAAAUAUAUAUACGUAUGUGUGUAUCUAUACAUAGACAUUGUUUAUGUGUGGAUAUGCAUGACUAUUUUCAAAUAUGCAUAUUUUAAACCUGUGUUUUGAUAAAGCAUGACCUGAAAGCAGAAUUUUUUUCUGUACUAAGCUGCGCUUUCUGUGAUUAGCAUUAUAAUUUUUUUUUAUUUUUAAUAUUAUUAUUGUUAGGUUUUAUUGCUUGCUACCACUUGAAUAAUUUGUUCCUUCAGACUACUGCGGGGGGGUUUACCAGCCAAUAUAGUUCGAUGCUGUAAUUGCAGAAUAGUUUGGCAGUUUGGGAAAUUUGCUUUCUUGGAUUAAUACCCACUAAUAAAACAGUCAGGAUUUUAUUUAUAGUACAAAAGUGUUGCAACAAUUAUUCCUGUUAGAAUUUAAUCAUAAAUUAAGUAAACAACAAUGUCUGAUCUAAAAUACCCCGGUACUAUUGCAACUACACUGCAAGUAAUAUUUCUGUCAUGAAGGUUGAUCCCCGUUUUGAGAGAUAUGGAUUUAACAUCACGUUUAUUUAAGCCAAAACACAAAAACUGUACUAAUAAGCCACGCCCGUUUCUCAAAAAGUCGGUGUGGUUUAGGGUCCAGAGGUUAUAUCUGCAGUUAUGUUCUAAUGCUACAUUGCUGCAGAAAUAUAUCUGUUAUGAAGGUUAAUCCAGGUUUUGAGAGAUAUGGAUUUAACUUCACGAUUAUUUAAGCUAAAACACAAAAAACGUACUAAUAAACCACGCCCAUUUCCCCGAAAGUAGGCGUGGCUUAGGGUCCAGAAGUUUUAUCUGCACAACCGCAGCACUAUUUCUUUUUAUGACGGUUGAUGCUCGUUUGGAGGGUUUAACUUUAUUAUCAUUUGAGCCAAAACUUUCAUCUUCAACCCCACCUACUCCAGAAGUUUUAAAUGUAUUUUAACUACAAUGGUGAUAAUGUGAAAAUUUUUCUAAUAACCCAGGCCUACUCCUUGACAAGGUGGGCAUGGCUUAUGAGCAAAAAACUAUAUCUGAUCCACUAAAAAUCAUCUACUGAGCUAAGAUUUCGCAAGUAUGUUUAAAAACCUAAACUAAAAGUUUGAUACACUCGAAAAUGUCACAACACCAUAAUUUGGUCCUAAUUGGUCUUUAAUACACUAUAAAAUACUUUUAAAUAUGAUUUAAAAGACAAUCUUGAUUAUUUAAAAAGAUUUUGACAACUUUUAGACAAAAUGUUGUCUAUAAUGCCACUAUAGUUGCCGUCUUCCUAAAUGGAGAACCUUAUGUAGGGAUGCACUGAUCAGAACAGGUAAAAUAGAAGAACCUCCUGGUAAAAUAUUACCCAAGUCACAACGUAGAAAACGUGCCAUACUGUAUGUUUGAGUUAGUAAAACCUCAAUAUAAGUUAAGAUCUCCAGAUCUAUCAGAUCUCCAUGACAUAACAGUAAGCAAAGAGUUAACCUAUUUGGCAUUCAAAAAGAUCAAGGUUGUCUCAGUGACUCUGCUUUGUUUAACCUGGAGGAAAACAUGAAAAUAUUUUUUUUUACAAGACACAUAGCCCCAUAUUUACCAGAAACUUGAAAGUCACAUUAGGAAAGAAUUUUUCCCAGAGUGGCACACUACUCCUCACAUUUUCUGUUAAAUUUUAAAUGCUCAGUUCCUUUUCUUCAUUCUGUAUCCAACGUUUUACACAUAUAGUGUUGACAUAUUUAUGCCUCCUUUGAGACCGACUAUGAAACGAAUGAGCGCAACAGGAACUUCCUCUCUAAAUAUGGAGUACUGUUUUUCUUAUGGGCCCAGAAACAUUUUCUAACAUUGGUACACCCUUUAUCCUGCAGUUUGUUUCUGAUACAUACUGGCUCCAAACAGGAGUGGUUUGAUAUAACACACUGGAAAUCUCCAUUCUGGUUCAUCUUUUAUCAAGUCUGACCCAUUUUCUAAUGAAUGUUGUUGAAUUCCCACCAGGACUCCCUCUUCUUCUUACAGUACAAAGAAUGUUAACUAUGGGAAAUGUUGUCCUGAAUGUUCUGCACUUAAAAUAGUCAUUUAUAAAACAAUCUCAAAGUGUUUUAAAUGUUUUUAUCUACAAUCUGUUCACUCCCCCAACCUGGUCAGUACUGUUUCACACUGAUAUUUAUGCUGAAGCUGUCUUACAUGAUGACAUUUUUUCUUAUUUUGACUCCUCUAUUUUCACUCCACCCCCCUACCCUUCUUUUGUUCUCACUUGAAAAGUGUAAUUAUUAAAGAAAAUAUUCCUAUGCUACAUUUGUAGCCCCACAGAUUUUAUAAUAGUGUACAUGUGUAUGUACAUAAUGCAUAAAUAUGAAGAAUAAAGUUGACAGAGAACUGUAAAGGCAGGGGGAAUAUUUUGAUAUGUGCUUUGUCAGAAGAGUAAGUUUAAGGAGGGAUGCUGCAUCUAUAAAUAGUCAAGAGAAACUCUGAGGCUCACCGGCCCUUCCCACCCAGUCGUCAUGACAACCUCAACAUCAAUGACAACACAGUCUAAAACAGCAAGGCGUGUCUUUACACAGAACUGCCGCUUAAAUAGACAAGUCCUACCACAGAUGCAGCUGAUUGGAUCUUUUUAAUAACAUCAAGGUCAAAGCUGCUUUUAUAUCUCACUAUGGCCUUCAUAUAUUACAUACAAAGAUGCAAAACAGAUGGACUUAUAGCAGUUUGGUGAAUGCUUAGAAAGACUGAGGAAAAAAAUGUUGCAAGUUUGCUGAACAUACAUAGAUCAUAUUUAACUAGAUGCCUAGAGUUUAAUUUAUACAGAGUAAAGUGUUACCAAUCAAAAUCCUUUUUACUGUAAAUCUUACCCUAAUGGCUGGGGUCAGUCUCUGCCUCAAACAGUGGAGUUCAAGUAUCUUGGUGUGCAGGUGAUGGAAGGAUGGAACAGGAGAUGGGUAGACCUAUUGGGGCCUUGUCUGAAUCCAUCAGUAAUGUGGAUGCAGCGCUGGUCUGCAGAAUGAGCCAAAAAAGUAGAACUCUUGAUUUACUGGUCUAUCAACACAAUUGUUAAUAUGGGCACUAUCGUUAAUGCCCAGGGUGAUAUUAUGUGAGGGAGUGGAGAGGGUUCUUGGGAAAAAAAAAAAAAAGAGUUUUGCAUUGCUUAGUUUUCUUUGCCAUUCAAAAGGAAGUGAGUAGUCCUCUGUAUUGUCCACAGUGUAAGCACUAAAUUGCCAACUAAACUGCAAUUUAGUUGGCUUAUGAAGUUGGUAUCUGAUUUUAGAUUGCUAUCCAUGCUGAAUUAAAGGGGUUACACUUUUUUUAAGGACUCUUGACCACAUUUGAUCAACGUUUCUGGCAUCGAGACAACCUUAAAUUAAGAGAAGCAUAAAAACUUGCUACGAGUGGGACGUUUGUGAAGCUGCUGACUGCAGACUCCAUUAGAAGUGAUUACCUGACUAAUUAUCAUGUUUAUGCUUUUUUAAAGCUAUGAAGAGCAGAAAGCAAAAGGGUAUGCUCUUAUGUGCACGUUUUUUCUGUAUGUUUUCUGUUUUGGUUGAAUUUCAGAAUACAAUAUAUAAAAAUAUGUUAUUUAAGCAGCA
Girardinichthys multiradiatus is the source of this 6530-nucleotide messenger RNA. RefSeq names its product calcium channel, voltage-dependent, beta 2a (gene cacnb2a). The transcript has 13 exons. The record is from RefSeq and is a predicted model, not a curated record. Gene Ontology annotation, biological process: calcium ion transmembrane transport; chemical synaptic transmission; regulation of voltage-gated calcium channel activity. Gene Ontology annotation, molecular function: protein binding; high voltage-gated calcium channel activity. Gene Ontology annotation, cellular component: voltage-gated calcium channel complex. The coding region runs from base 766 to 2853 and encodes 695 amino acids. Lineage: Eukaryota; Metazoa; Chordata; Actinopteri; Cyprinodontiformes; Goodeidae.